UAUCACCUCUGGACUAAUACGGCUAUCAUUUCAUCUAUCAGUCCAUGGUAUUAGAAGGGUGUGACAUCACUAGUUUCAUCAUAAUUGGAAGAACGUGUUCCAGCUUAGUUACAUACUGAUCACCAUUUUGUCAUUCAGGCAACAUUUUAGUGGCAGGUUGGCUAACAAACUGAAAACCUAAAUUGAAAUUUGAAAUUUGAACUGUUAAAAGUUAUAAUGUAUAUGCAGUAAAUAGACAUUUUGUGUUACCAUUUUGUGUCAUUGUUCAAUGUAUUUGGAUAAUUUUGAGAAGGAAAACAUAUUGGUAUUUCAGUUUUGUCAGGUUACUAGAACGCUCUGAAUAAUAGUGUUUUGUUCCCAUGGUGAUGAAAGUUCCAUCCCUCCUGCUCAAGAGACCUAGCAUGCCUCUAAAUAGAUGUCUCAACACAAGGCACCCCUAGUUUGAACCUCACAUAUCAAGAAAUUACACUGCAGGAGGAACAUCAGGAGACAUCAGGAGAACACCUAUUGGUUUUGUAUCCAGAGCUGAUCAUGACUACUGAUCCAUGGGUGGGAACCUGGAGGCCUCAAAAGUCUAGAAGACCCAUUGGAGCACAGUACUCUGGUCCAGGACCAAAGUAUGGACUGCCUUCUGCAACAGGAACCAUCAAGCAUGACCCAACAAAAAACAAAGCCCCUGCUUAUUCUUUCGGUAUUCAGCAUGUCAGAUAUAACACCGACAGUUCUCCGGGUCCAAAGUACUUUGUGUCAUGCAAGAUGACAAGAAUGGGCAAGGAUGCGUUCCCCGCCUAUUCCAUGUGUUUCCGGAGCAAGGAGCCCAAGAAAACAAAAGCACCUGGUCCAGCAACCUAUUUUCCAGAAAAAGCUACAAAGUGUUCCUAUAAUACACCACCUGCUUACACCAUGGGCAGCAAGACAAAACACUUUAAAAUGGACAGUGUGCCAGGGCCAGCUGAUUACAAAAUACCUACAACGCUGGGAAGACAUUCACCAGUCAAGUCCUCAGCACCCUGUUAUUCAUUGAGAAUUAAAAGCAAUUUAAAUGUUCUGCACAAGGGUCCAUCACCUAACACUUAUAAGACUACAAACCUUAAUGUCUAUAAGUGCACCGCCCCUCAGUACAGCAUGUCAAGCAAAGCUGGGAUGCCUAGUGGUUCAGGAAAUACACCUGGACCCGCUGACUACAAAACAGAAAAGGCAAGCUGCUUUUGA
Messenger RNA from Acipenser ruthenus (sterlet), 1212 nucleotides. Its product is annotated as outer dense fiber protein 3-like. NCBI's taxonomy places the organism in Eukaryota, Metazoa, Chordata, Actinopteri, Acipenseriformes, Acipenseridae. The record is from RefSeq and is a predicted model, not a curated record. The transcript has 6 exons. Bases 532 to 1212 code for a protein of 226 amino acids. Gene Ontology annotation, cellular component: cytoskeleton.